Molecule: messenger RNA, 4536 nt
Organism: Fonsecaea erecta
Lineage: Eukaryota; Fungi; Ascomycota; Eurotiomycetes; Chaetothyriales; Herpotrichiellaceae
Exons: 11
Coding region: 1-4536 (1511 amino acids)
Biological process (GO): transmembrane transport
Cellular component (GO): membrane
Molecular function (GO): ABC-type transporter activity; ATP binding; ATP hydrolysis activity
Source: RefSeq, a predicted model, not a curated record
AUGGCGUCAACCACUCAAGGGCAAGAUGAUGCCAAUGAUGAUGAAAAAGUUGUCUCCAGCACGGGAUCCCAAAGGGACCUUUCGGGUUCGAGCUCGAAUGAAUGUCUGCAGCCCACCCGGUCAAUGUCCAGCAGCGUGAGCAACUAUGAACCGAUCAUGGAAGCUGACCGUUUUGAAAUCACACGGGUUGCCACUGAAUCAAAGGGACUCGACCAGCGCGAGAAGAGUCAUGAUCCGGCUCUGGAUCCCGCUGACUCCGCCUUCGACAUAUACAAAUGGGCCAAGAUGGUCAUGCGAGAAGCCGAGGGCGCAAAUAUCAAGCUACGUCGUGCUUCGAUCACGUUCAAGAACCUGAAUGUAUCAGGCUCUGGGAUCGCUAUGAAUCUCCAGCCGACAGUAGCAUCUUAUCUUCUUGCACCAUUGCGUGCCGCCGAGUGGAUUCGCUUUGCGAAGAAGCCGCAGAGAAAGAUCCUCACUGGCUUUGACGGCGUUGUGAAGCCUGGGGAGAUGCUGCUGGUGUUAGGACGUCCUGGAAGCGGAUGUUCGACGCUUUUAAAGACUUUGGCUGGAGAACUCCAUGGCUUGAAAGUAGGAGAUGACUCGGUUAUACACUACAGCGGAAUACCUCAACAGCAGAUGAUCAAGCAUUUCAAGGGCGAGAUCGUCUACAACGCCGAAGUCGAUAUACAUUUCCCGCAUUUGACGGUCAGACAGACUCUCGAAUUUGCGGCUGCCAUGCGUACUCCUCGAAAUCGAAUCUUGGGGGAAACUCGGAAUGAAAACGUUCACAAAAUGACAGCCGUCGCAAUGGCAGUUUGCGGUUUAAGCCAUGUCCAAAACACGCAAGUAGGAAAUGCCUAUGUACGAGGUGCAUCAGGGGGGGAGAGGAAGCGAGUGAGCAUCGCUGAGAUGCUUCUCUCGUUCUCGCCCAUCGGUUGUUGGGACAACAGUACGCGCGGUCUGGAUGCUUCGUCUGCUAUUACAUUCGUCCGUACCCUCAGACUGAGUGCCGAUUUGAGCGGAUCCGCCCACGCAGUUGCGGCCUAUCAGGCUUCCCAGACGAUGUACGAUGCAUUUGACAAGGUUGUGGUUCUCUAUGAGGGUAAAGAGAUUUAUUUCGGUCCAACCAAUCUUGCGAAGGACUACUUUACAGAAAUGGGCUGGCUCUGUCCAGCUCGCCAACCAACUCCUGACUUUCUGACCUCAAUCACAAAUGUAGACGAAAGAAAAACGCGACCUGGAUACGAAGAAAAGGUGCCUCGUACUGCUGUCGAAUUUGAAAAAUACUGGCGAAGAUCAGGACUUUACAAGUCCCUUCAACAAGAAAUCAGGACCCAUGAAGAGGAAGACUAUGGUUCCGCCGCAGCCGAUGAAUUCAAAGCCGCACGCCGUGCAGUCCAAGCGCACCAUGUUCCUCCAAGCUCUCCCUACACCGUUUCGACUCCAAUGCAGAUCAAGAUAUGUACCAAGAGAGGCUUUCAGCGGCUGUGGAAUGAAAGAGUGAUCCGACUCACCUUGAUCAUUGGACAAGGAAGCAUGUCCCUCAUCAUCGGCUCCAUUUUCUACGGGACGAUCAACGACACCAAUAGUUUCUUCGCAAAAGGUUCUACCAUUUUCUUUGCUGUGUUAUUGAACGCUCUAAUUGCGGUUACGGAAAUCAAUCGCUUGUAUGACCAAAGGCCUAUCGUGGAGAAGCAAGUCUCUUACGCUUUCUACCACCCCUUUACAGAGGCGUUGGCUACGGUAAUAGCGGAUCUACCAGUUCAGCUGCUCACCGCCGUGAUCUUCAACGUCGUCCUCUAUUUCUUGUCAGGGCUGCGGAGAGAAGUUGCACAGUUCUUCAUCUUCUUCCUUUUCGCCUUUGUGACAAGACUGGCAAUGACUGGAUUGUUCAGAACGAUCGGGGCAGCGACCAAAACCAUUUCACAAGCACUGGCGAUUGCCGCCGUGUUCGUCCUGGCAAUAGUCAUUUACACCGGAUUCACGAUACCUCGACCGAAUAUGCACCCUUGGUUCAAGUGGCUUUCGUGGUGCAAUCCAGUUGCAUAUUCAUUUGAAGCACUUCUCGUCAACGAGUUCCACGGGAGACAAUUUCCGUGUGGCAACUUUGUUCCUGCAUAUCCAAACCUCGUCGGCGAUACGUUCAUUUGUUCCGUUCCCGGCGCAGUUGUCGGCCAACCGACUGUAUCUGGUGAUACAUACCUCGAACAGUCCUACAGAUACAGUUACAGCCACAUUUGGCGGAAUCUGGGCAUAUUGAUUGCUUUCCUGGUUUUCUUCAUGAUCACCUACCUCGGAAUAUCCGAGAUCAACUCGAAACCAGAGGGCAAGGGAGAAGUCUUGCUAUUCCGUCGUGGACAUGUUCCACGCUACGUCGAAGAGGGUCUGAGACAUGAAAACCAAGAGGAUCCCGAUGCCUCCCUCCCAAUAACCGCAAGUCAUGACAAUGACACCCGGGACGACGAUGUCCAAGCAAUCCCACCGCAAAAGGCCAUCUUCACUUGGCACAAUGUUUACUACGAUAUUCCGGUUGAGAAUGGCACACGCCGAUUACUCGACCAAGUAUCAGGUUGGGUCAAGCCUGGAACGCUAACUGCCCUGAUGGGUGUAUCAGGCGCCGGGAAGACGACACUAUUGGACGUUUUAGCCCAGCGCACCUCAAUCGGAAUUGUUACCGGGGACAUGUUGGUGGACGGAAGGCCGUUAGACCCUAGUUUCCAAAGAAAAACAGGGUAUGUUCAACAGCAGGAUCUCCACCUCGAGACGUCGACUGUUCGCGAAGCAUUACGCUUCAGCGCCAUGGUACGUCAGCCGAAAUCCGUUUCAAAGAAAGAGAAGUACGAGUACGUGGAAGAAGUGAUCAAGAUGAUCAACGCGGAAGACUUCGCCGAAGCUGUCGUUGGUGUGCCGGGAGAAGGCCUGAAUGUUGAGCAACGGAAACUCCUUACAAUAGGGGUCGAGCUCGCAGCGAAACCUGCCCUCCUGUUUUUCCUCGAUGAACCUACCAGUGGGCUGGACUCACAAAGCUCCUGGUCUAUCCUCAGGUUCCUCCGCAAGCUUGCUGACCAUGGACAAGCGGUCUUAUCCACCAUUCAUCAGCCCAGUGCACUGCUAUUUCAGGAGUUUGAUCGACUCCUUUUCCUCACAACGGGAGGUCGGACUGUCUACUUCGGCGACAUCGGCCCUAACUCGCAGACUCUCACCAGCUAUUUCGAGAGGCACGGUGCCAGGCCCUGCACUGAUUCGGAAAAUGUGGCAGAGUACAUGCUGGAAGUUGUCAAUCCUGAAGCAAGUGCUCAAGCCAAUCGUGAUUGGGUUGAGAUUUGGAGAUCAAGCGAAGAGAACAAGCAUAUGCUGGCGGAGUUGGACCAAAUCAACCAGGAAAGAAGCAAAAUCCCUGUGGAGGACAGCACCGUCACAAACCUUGGCCAGUUCGCCGUGCCAGUCUUCACCCAGAUCUACUACACGACUAUUCGUGCCUUUCAGCAGUAUUGGAGAACUCCGGGGUAUGUUCUUCACAAGUUUGGCCUUGGUGUUGCUUCGGCUCUGUUUAUUGGCUUCUCGUUUUGGCAGUCCAACAGCUCCCAACAAGGGCUACAGAAUGUCCUGCUGAGCGUCUUCAUGCUCACAUCGAUAUUUACGGCUUUAAUCCAGCAAAUCAUCCCGCGCUUUGUCAUUCAGAGAUCGCUCUACGAAGUCCGCGAGCGCCCGUCGAAGGCAUAUUCCUUUGUGGCGUUCCUCCUCGCCAACAUUCUCGUGGAAAUACCCUACCAGAUCCUGCUCGGCAUCAUGGCAUACGCUUCGUAUUAUUACUCGGUCUUUGGCAUACAAUCCUCCGAAAGACAAGGCCUUGUUUUGUUAUUUUGUGUACAGUUUUUCGUGUAUGCAAGCACGUUCUCUCAGAUGGUGAUCGCGGCUCUGCCUGAUGCGGAGACUGCUGGCAUUAUCGCAACACUCAUGUUCGCCAUGUGUGUGAUAUUCAACGGCGUGCUUCAACCACCAAACGCACUGCCGGGCUUUUGGCACUUCAUGUACCGUGUGAGCCCCUUCACGUACAUCAUCGAUGGCAUUGUGGCGACAGCGCUGCACAGCCGCAAGGUCGUGUGCGCAGAGAACGAACUGAGCGUCUUCUCUCCGCCACCAAACAUGACUUGCGGGCAGUACCUCGCGCCUUACCUCCACGUGGCACCGGGGACACUAUACAAUCCCGCGGCAACGAGCAACUGCGAGUACUGCGCCCUGUCCGUCGCGGACCAGUAUCUGAGUCCUCGUGGCAUCUCGUGGGGCCAGCGCUGGCGCAACUUUGGCCUCGUCUGGGCAUACGUGGCGUUCGAUCUGUUCAUGAUCCCUCUGCUCUACUACAACUUCCGGAUGAAGAAGUGGCGCGGCAAAGUCGGGGCCAGCAGAACGCGGAGAGGGCUGAACACGACCUACGCUUGGAUCCGCACCUUCGGAAGGCUUUGUCGGAGGGUCCUGACGGGGCACCGGGAGAAGCUGCCCUUGGAAAAGCGCGCCGAGAAUCCUCGGGUGUACUAA